AUGCCUGCCCCGACUGCCCUUCGACAGCCGGCCGAAGCCUCCACGCUUCAGCCGCCAGUUUCAGCUAUGGACCAGGAUGACGAGGUCUUGAUUGAUGCCCAGGGAGCGAACGAGCCAGAUGCCACAAAUCCCGUGGCAGACUCAACGGGAGAUAAUGAGAUGCGCAUCGAUGAAGAAGGCCGCCCCGUUUUUACACCUGCAAAGGACACCAACACCGCUUAUCGCAUCGAGACUCGCAAGGUGCCUGUUCCACCUCAUCGCAUGACACCCCUCAAGGCCAACUGGACCAAGAUCUGCCCUCCCAUUGUUGAGCACCUCAAGCUCCAAGUGCGCAUGAACAUCAAGAGCCGGGCAGUGGAGCUCCGCACUUCCAAGUUUACGACGGAUGUGGGUGCGCUCCAGAAAGGCGCCGACUUCGUCAAGGCUUUCACCCUCGGCUUCGACAUCGACGAUGCGAUCGCUCUUCUCCGGUUGGAUGACCUGUACAUCCAGUCUUUCGAAAUCAAGGAUGUGAAGACUCUCAACGGGGAGCAUCUUGGCCGUGCCAUUGGUCGUAUUGCGGGCAAGGAUGGAAAGACCAAGUUCGCCAUUGAGAACGCCAGCCGGACCCGAGUCGUGCUAGCAGACCAGAAGAUUCACAUUCUAGGUGGAUUUAAGAACAUUCACAUUGCCCGAGAGGCAAUUGUCAGCCUGAUUUUGGGUAGCCCUCCGGGCAAGGUCUAUGGCAACCUUCGAACCGUUGCUUCUCGCAUGAAGGAGCGAUUCUGA
Messenger RNA from Penicillium canariense, 768 nucleotides. Its product is annotated as pre-rRNA-processing protein PNO1. The transcript has 3 exons. Lineage: Eukaryota; Fungi; Ascomycota; Eurotiomycetes; Eurotiales; Aspergillaceae. The record is from RefSeq and is a predicted model, not a curated record. Gene Ontology annotation, cellular component: nucleolus. Gene Ontology annotation, molecular function: RNA binding. Bases 1 to 768 code for a protein of 255 amino acids.